AUGUGGAAUAAUAUCAAGGCGUACUAUGACAAGGAAGGCUUUGAUUAUUCUAAUGGUUUCGGCAAACCGACAGAUUUUCAUACGACUUUCUAUUUUAUAUUGCGAUGCUUUCAGGUCAUAGAUGAACCUUAUCCUAAGUAUAGCUACUUCACCAAAACGUACACUAUGGUUUGCGGCAUAGGAGUUUUUACUGAUGCUUACCUGUCCCUUUAUCAUGGUAUAGCUAUGAUGGAUGUGUUUCUGAUAACUGAAGCCGGGACCUACGCCAUACUUCUGUCAUACAAGGCGAUGAUCAUGGCGUCAACUUGGAUAAACAAGAAGAAUUUCUUUCAUCUAUUGCACGCAAUGAGAGAGGAUUUUCAGUACAUCAAUACAAAGGAUAUACGAUAUAAAAAACUUUUCUUUGAAAUCCAUCAAAAUACCUGGCGAGCCAGCCUAUGGUGCUGUUUCUUCAUGUUCGCUUUGUGUACUGGCCUGGUGGGCUUCGCGUGUAUAUCUCUCAUUUGGUACUACGCCACACAUACUCCAGGAGACGGCAGAGUGAGGGAACUGGUCUUCCCCUUCUGGGCGCCCGGCAUUGACUACACAGCAACUCCAGCUUUUGAACUAGCCUUUGUGUUUGCCAACUUGGGUGUUGCGGCAUAUUCUUUUCAUUAUUUAUUUAUUCUUCAAACAGACAUUGUGUGGAUAAGGCAAAUUGCUUCAAAAGCAGAAAUGAUAAUACUAAACAUCAAAGAUCUAUUAGAAGGCAUAAAGCCAGCAGAGACUAAGGAAGAAGAGGAACGCUACUCCGCUAUGAUUAAAUUUCGAAUGAGGGAGAUAAUAUCCCAGUCACAAUCUAUGUAUCUUUUGAUUGACCAUUACGCGGCUGUUUACAAGAAAAUGUUGAUGUUCGAGCAAUUCUUUGCCAGCCCUACGAUUUGCAUGCUAGCAUACUGCGCGGCAGAGAAACUCGAUCAGGGUGAGAUCCAGGCGAUAAUGAUGCUGCUGUGUGUAGGUGCAUCAAUAACGUUGUACAUACCUUGUUAUCUAUGCACAUUUCUCAGAAGCAAGAUUAGCGCAGUAAGUGACGCUUGCUGGGAAAUCCCGUUCUGGAAUGGCCCUGGGCGCACAAUCAGACCAUAUCUGAUAUUGAUCAUGCAGAGGUGCCUAAGACCACUUCCUUUCCAAGCCCCUGGUUUCCAAGAGGUGUCAAUCAAAACCUUUUCAAGUAAAAUGACAUCUGCAUACUCUCUUUUCAAUAUGUUGAGACAAUCAGACUUUGAAUUUUAAAGUUUAUCUUAACAAUAAGAUAAUGUUUAAUUGGUUUUUAUUGUUUCA
This is a messenger RNA of Amyelois transitella, 1320 nucleotides long. RefSeq lists its product as uncharacterized. The transcript is spliced from 8 exons. The record is from RefSeq and is a predicted model, not a curated record. Gene Ontology annotation, biological process: sensory perception of smell; detection of chemical stimulus involved in sensory perception of smell. Gene Ontology annotation, cellular component: plasma membrane. The coding region runs from base 1 to 1272 and encodes 423 amino acids. Gene Ontology annotation, molecular function: olfactory receptor activity; odorant binding. Lineage: Eukaryota; Metazoa; Arthropoda; Insecta; Lepidoptera; Pyralidae.